CACAACUGAAGUAGGAGCUCGCUGCUUGGCUGUCCCUAGGCAUGAAUUACUCACGGUUCAUCACGACCACGAGCGCUGCCAGGUGGCCUUCUCCCAUCAGAACCACAGCUGAAAUAUUGGGUAGGGCACCAAAAUCACUCAUCUCCUUGGCUCCUGGAUACCCAAAUCCAAGCAUGUUCCCCUUCAAGAGCGCUGUUAUCACUGCAGAAGAUGGAAUCACCAUCCGAUUUGAAGAAGAGACGAUGAACAGAGCACUUCAGUAUUCUCAAAGUGCUGGAAUUCCAGAGCUUCUGUCCUGGCUAAAACAACUGCAAGUUAAAUUACAUAAUCCUCCCACCCUCAACUACCCACCCGAUCGGGGACAGAUGGACAUCUGUGUCACAUCUGGCAGCCAGGACGGGCUGUGCAAGGCAUUUGAAAUGAUCAUUAACCCUGGGGAUAAUAUCCUCAUAAAUGAACCUGUUUAUUCAGGAACACUUCAAGCUCUGCUACCCCUGGGAUGCAACAUCAUUAAUGUUGCCAGUGAUGAAUAUGGGAUGAUUCCAGCCUCCCUCAAAGAAGUCCUUUCCCAAUGGAAACCAGAAGAUGCAAAGAACCCUAAGAAGAACACUCCCAAGUUCCUUUACACUGUCCCAAAUGGCAGCAACCCUACUGGAAACUCAUUAACAGGCGACCGCAAAAAGGAAAUCUAUGAGCUUGCAAGGAAAUAUGACUUUCUCAUAAUAGAAGAUGAUCCUUACUAUUUUGUCCAGUUCAAUAAGUCCUGGGCGCCAACGUUUCUAUCCAUGGAUGUUGACGGGCGUGUCAUCAGAGCCGAUUCUUUCUCAAAAGUCCUCUCCUCUGGAUUGAGAGUGGGGUUUCUAACUGGUCCCAAGCCCUUGAUAGAAAGAAUUGUUUUACAUACCCAAGUGUCAUCAUUGCACACCAGCACUUUUAUACAGCUUAUGGUUUAUCAGCUUCUACACCAAUGGGGAGAAGAUGGUUUUCUGGCUCAUGUAGACAGGGUUAUUCAUUUCUAUAGGAACCAGAGGGAUGCAGCACUGGCAGCUGCAGACAAGUGGCUAAGCGGUUUGGCAGAAUGGCAUGUUCCCACUGCUGGAAUGUUUCUGUGGAUUAAAGUUAAAGGCAUUUCUGAUGUAAAAGGACUGAUUGAAGAAAAAGCCAUUAAAAAAGAGGUGUUACUGGUUCCAGGAAAUGGUUUCUACUCCAACAGCUCUGCUCCCAGCCCUUACCUGAGAGCUUCCUUCUCCAUAGUUUCUCCAGAACAGAUGGAUGUGGCUUUCCAGAGAUUAGCCGAACUUAUAAAAGAAUCUUUGGAAGAAAACUGAUCACACUACUCAUAGUUGGA
Molecule: messenger RNA, 1348 nt
Organism: Ochotona princeps (American pika)
Lineage: Eukaryota; Metazoa; Chordata; Mammalia; Lagomorpha; Ochotonidae
Product: kynurenine/alpha-aminoadipate aminotransferase, mitochondrial
Exons: 13
Coding region: 42-1328 (428 amino acids)
Biological process (GO): biosynthetic process
Molecular function (GO): pyridoxal phosphate binding; L-kynurenine:2-oxoglutarate transaminase activity
Source: RefSeq, a predicted model, not a curated record